CUGAAGUACACGGAAGAGAUGGGGAUCUGCUCCAUAAUGCUUACUUCAAAGAUCGGUGUCAAAUGGUGUUUCACAUCAGAGUAUCUGCGACAAGAAGUGCUGGAGUGAAUUAACAUGUCGCCAACGUUUUCCGCAGCCAUCGUGCUGUUAGCCGCUGCGUCGGCAACGCAAGUUAGCGAUGGUGGCAGUGGGCUGGAUACUUGUUUUUGCCAGUUGCAGGGAAAAGUGGAUGACUGUUCGUGCAGCAUAGACACUAUAGACAGCUUCAAUAACUACCAAGUGUACCCGAUCCUCAAGAGUUUACUGCAGAAGGAUUACUUCAGGUUCUUCAAGGUCAAUCUGAACCGACCGUGUCCCUUUUGGUCGGAUGACAGCCGUUGUGCCCUGAGGGAUUGCUCAGUGACGACAUGCAGUGAGGACAGCAUUCCACCAGGGCUCAAAGGGUACCAGGAGAAGUACUGGCCAAAUGACAGCAUUUCAAAGUACAGUAGAACUGCUCAAGAGGGAAACUCUUGCGAUGAGAAUCAUGAUGGCUUGGGCGCUGUCAACAACACUAUUAGUGAUGAAGACUAUGAGGAGUUUGAGCGAUGGCAGAGGCAUGAUGACUUGCAAGACAACUUCUGUGAAAUGGAUGAUGAGAAGUCUUCAGAUUUGAAAUACGUGGACUUAAGCCUGAAUCCAGAGCGCUACACAGGGUACAGUGGUGUGUCUGCACACAGAAUUUGGAGGAGUAUUUAUGAAGAGAAUUGCUUUAAGCCCAAUAUAGGCUAUGGUCCGUACACAACAUCCAAAAAUCUCAAUGCAAUGUGCUUGGAAAAACGGGUUUUCUACCGGGCCAUAUCAGGUCUGCACGCCAGCAUCAACAUUCACCUCUGUGCUGAACAUUUUACAAGAUCAGGAAAAUUUGGCCAUGGCAGUUGGGGUCCAAACCCCGAGGAAUUUCAGCGACGUUUUGGGCCUAAGGGAACUCGUGGAGAAGGCCCACUUUGGCUGAGGAAUCUCUACUUUGUCUACCUACUGGAAUUACGAGCACUGGCUCGAGCGGCUCCCUAUUUGGUUCAGGACCCUUUCUACACAAGCAACGAGGCUGAAGAAGUUCAGGCUGCUGUUAAGGCAUUGUUAGAAGUGGCCAAGCGAUUUCCAAGCCACUUCAAUGAUAGUGCAAUGUUCAAUGGUGGCAAGAGGGCCUUCGAGCUCAAGGAAGAGUUCAAGACCCAUUUUCGGAACAUCUCGAGGAUAAUGGACUGUGUCGGAUGUGAUAAGUGCCGUCUCUGGGGGAAACUACAGGUACAGGGCCUUGGGACUGCUUUUAAAAUACUCUUCACCAAGAAUUUUGGCCAACCAGACGCAACACGGAAGUUUCAGCUGACACGGACAGAGAUAGUGUCCCUUUUUAAUGCAUUUGGAAGGUUGUCAAACAGCAUUCACCAACUGAGCAACUUCCACCGUAUGCUGGAGCCACAGAAAAGAUAACAUGCAAAAAACAUGCUAUGCAGUCGCAGAAUUUUUAUGUACAGCAUUCGGAGCCUGGUGACUUGACUUGGUGACUUCGGGAAUAGUGCAGUAUGAAGAGGACACAAUUUUUACUACCAGACUUUUGGAAGCUUUUAUGACAGGACAGUAUCGUGUAUCAUGCACGAAUGUGUGUGUGUGUGUGCGCGCAAUGGUGUGAUUUGCAGAGAAGAUUUUUAUGACUGACACUCCUUGUGAUACGAAAGGUAUACUACUGCGAACUAUGACUGUGUACAUUGCAAAUGGAUGUAUAUGAUAAUUAAAGCACAAGAUUAUUGUUUUUGUUUAUCAGAA
Ornithodoros turicata is the source of this 1806-nucleotide messenger RNA. RefSeq names its product ero1-like protein (gene Ero1L). The transcript is spliced from 14 exons. Gene Ontology annotation, molecular function: protein-disulfide reductase activity; thiol oxidase activity; FAD binding. Lineage: Eukaryota; Metazoa; Arthropoda; Arachnida; Ixodida; Argasidae. The coding region runs from base 115 to 1473 and encodes 452 amino acids. Gene Ontology annotation, biological process: protein folding in endoplasmic reticulum. Gene Ontology annotation, cellular component: endoplasmic reticulum membrane; endoplasmic reticulum. The record is from RefSeq and is a predicted model, not a curated record.